AUGGGUUCAAGGCAACUGCCCGCAAAUUCAAACAACACUCCUCCCCAAGACCCUUCCCCUGGCUCUUCAAGGGAAACCUCUGCACCUCAAGAAUCAGCCGACAGAUCCAAAGAAGAUCCUGUAAAGUCACCAACAAGUCGUACCAUAAAGAUUUGUAAUGUCUCACCGGCCCGUGCUACUGAAGCAAUUAAGACUCUUCGACAGAAACUGACAACUGGCUUAAAUAAACUAUGGACGCACAAAAACACGGUGUUGUUCAAGAAAUAUUUCUUAGACGCAUGGCUAAAGUUUCGGUUGUUGAUGUGGAAAAACUUCCUCCAGCAAUGGAGGCGCCCUAUGCAGACAGUGGCAGAGAUACUGUUACCAGUCAUCACAAUGUCCUUGGUGCUUUUAAUACGAGGGCAGGUACCACCUACGCAUAGGGAUGAGUCAACAUAUCCAUUAAUGAAUGCAUACUCAUUACAAUUCGCCCUGAAAGUCUUAUCUGGCAUGAACGAGAUAUUAAUUAUCGCUUAUUCACCGAAGAGUCCAGUAUUGGAAGAAGUAAUAUUAUCGGCUACGAGGACGUUGUUACUCGAGAAUAAAUAUUUCUUUCCUGCUGCAUUAAUCGCGUCAUACUCACAGAGCACAUCUCAAAUCCGCGCUUUUAACAAUAGUGAGCAUCUGAGCGGACUUUAUAAAAAAGAAAUAACUACUCGUGAAAUUCUUGCCGCUGUGGAAUUUGAUGAUCGGCUUUAUGGAGCGACAGAGUUACCAAAAAGUAACUUGUCAUAUUCCAUACGAUUCCCUGAAAGACCUCGUUUAAAUUCAUUUUACGGUGUGGGCGGACGUCAUUGGAGAACUGACUUAGUUUUCCCUAGCUUUGAAUUACCAGGUCCUAGGUUUCCAUUCUCAUGGGAGGGAGGCAAUGAUCCAGGUUACGUUAACGAAUUGUUCAUACCAUUACAACACGCAAUUUCUAUGGAGUUAAUAUCCAAAAUGACGGGACAAAAUAUGCGGAGCUUAUACACAAUCAACAUCGAGAGAUACCCGCAUCCACCUUAUUGGGAAGACCAAUCGCUGAGUGUACUGAAGAUUUUGUUUCCAAUGUUCAUUUUAUUAAGCUGCAGCUACACAGCUAUUAAUAUCGUUCGAGCUAUUGUUGUUGAGAAGGAGUUACAACUGAAGGAAACUAUGAAAAUAAUGGGUCUUCCCACCUGGUUACAUUGGACUGCGUGGUUUUGCAAACAAUUUAUUUUUCAACUAGUAAUAGCAAUCGUCAUGAUUAUAUUCCUGAAGGUGCACUGGUUUACAAACGAAGAAGGUUAUGAUAAUUACGCUGCAUUUACUCACACACCAUGGAGUGUACUGUUCUUCUUUUUAUUACUUUAUUUAUGUUGCAUGAUAUUUUUCUGCUUUAUGAUGAGUGGUUUUUUUUCAAAGGGUAGCUCAGCGGCUUUAUUUACUGGCGUGAUCUGGUUCCUAUCAUAUAUGCCUGCGUACUUACUGACUUCCGAAAUUGAUAUUUCAACUACUGCACAAAUUUUUAGUUGCCUCAUUGUCAAUACUGCAAUGGCUUUCGGUUUCCAACUGCUUCUAUCCCAUGAAUGUACUGGAGGUCUGCAGUGGGGACAAUUUAUGUCAUCGCCAGCUACGGAGUCAUCACGUUUCAUGUUUGGUCAUGUGGUUUUGAUGUUAUUUGUAAACUGUGUGCUAUACAUGCUGGUUACCUUGUACCUCGAGCAAGUAUCUCCAGGACCAUUUGGCGCACCUCGACCCUGGUACUUUCCCAUCCAAUCGGAGUUCUGGUGUCCCGCUAGGAAAUCUGGUCUAAAAACAACUGCAGAGCCUAAUGUCGCAGAAAAUGUGACUGAGCGAAGAAGUAAGCUUCCCGUACCUCCGAAGCUCGCUAAGUUUUUUGCCUCCAUCCACCAAGUGUACCAAUCAAUACUUACAAAGAUUUCAAAAGAUACUACACAUCAUAAUAUCACCGAUUAUGAAGUUAUACAUGAAAAAGAUCCUGAAAAUCAUACUAUUGGAGUAAGAUUGGAAAAUUUAACCAAAGCAUAUGGAGAUCAAAUAGCUGUUAAUAAUUUGAAUUUAAACAUUUAUAAUGAUCAAAUAACAGUACUUUUGGGACACAAUGGAGCUGGAAAAACGACUACUAUAUCUAUGCUUACAGGUAAUACAGAAGCGACGUUCGGCACAGUAAACGUGGUUGGGUACGAUAUGAGCACACAAGCUGCAAACGCACGUUCACAUAUCGACCUAAGGACAGACAUAGACACUCUCAUCAAGAAACUAGAACUUGAGCCAAAGCGAGAUUAUCCAUCCAAAGGAUUAUCUGGCGGUCAAAAGCGUCGAUUAUGUGUUGGUAUUGCACUAAGUGGACAAGCAAAGGUGGUACUUUUAGACGAACCCACGUCUGGCAUGGAUCCUGCUUCUAGACGCGGCCUGUGGGAGUUACUACAAAAGGAAAAAUACGGGCGCUCUAUUAUACUUACUACCCAUUUUAUGGACGAAGCAGACAUUCUGGGCGAUAGAGUAGCCAUAUUGGCACAAGGUAAACUACAAUGUGUGGGAACCCCAUUUUUCCUAAAACGUCACUACGGAGUGGGAUACUCUCUUGUCGUAGUAAAGGACGAUGGCUUUGAUACCGAACGUUGCACUGCACUUAUCGAUAAAUACAUUCCCGGCACUGUUGUCAAAGAAGACAGAGGCUCCGAAGUAACUUACAGUUUACCAAAUGAAUUCUCUAAUAAGUUUGAAAAUAUGCUGAACGAUUUAGAACGUAAUGCUGAAAGCAUAAAAUUCAAGAAUUAUGGCUUGUCCGCGACUACACUUGAAGAUGUAUUCAUGACCGUUGGCGCUGAUUUAGCACCUGUUACUGUGAAUAAAAAGACUGAAACUGCAGAUCGAUGUCCCACGCCCGCUUCCACAGCAUCUGCUAAUACCGAUGAAGCUUAUACCAAUGAAAUCGAUCGAGCUUUAGCACAAUUGGAUAAACCUGAAAGUUCUGUCAAAGGAAACGAUCUUAUCAAACAGCGUGUGCGAGCGGUGUGGCUUAAGCUAAUAUUAGUCUGGAGUCGCUCAUGGUGGCAUGUUUUGCUGCAGUUUAUGGCACCUAUUAUAUUACUGAACGUGUCACUAGGAAUUCUGCAGUAUAUUUUAUCACUGGUCCCAACUAUUAAAAAGAGGUUGCUAACACUUAGUUCGGGGUAUCAUGAAACCGAAACUUUGCUGAGUUACGACGGUGAUUCGGCUUCAAUUCAGGCUGCAGAAGCUUAUAAAAAUAUCUUUGAAAGUUCUAAAGUGAAGGGAAUGAAACUAACUACGAUUGGCAAUACACCGAUACAAGAAUACUACUUGAAGAGAACAAAUGACCCUAUGGUCAUGGCAUCAUUACGACACACGCUGUUAAUUGGUUCAACAUUCACGGAAAAUACUGUGACUGCCCAUUUCAGCAACUUUGGGUAUCAUGAUGUGGCGGUAUCUCUGGCUGCAGUACAUAUGGCUUUACUAAAAGCAUAUAUCCCUGAUGCAAAACUCACCGUAUACAAUCACCCAAUGAAAGCGAAUUAUGAAGAUCAAACAGAUCUGCAGAUGAUGAUCAGCUUAAUCUCCAUGCAACUCUCUACUGGUAUUGGUAGCAGCGUUGCUGCCAUGACCGCUGUGUACAUUAUGUUCUACAUCAAGGAACGCGUUUCAGGUGCGAAGCUGCUUCAGAAAUCUUCUGGCCUUCAACCAGCUGUGAUGUGGGGUAGCGCUGCAGUUUUCGACUGGAUUUGGUUCCUUUUCAUCUCCCUUCCUAUUAUCAUCUCCUGUGCAAGUUUUGACAUUGCUGGACUCUCUACGGCAGCCGAUCUAUCUCGGCUUUUUCUAUGCAUGAUACUAUAUGGUGCCGCCAGCACACCACUCACAUAUUUGCUAUCGAACGUGUUUAACGGUCCCGCCCUUGGAUUCGUCAGUUACUUCUUCUUGAACGUCCUAUUAGGAAUGUUGGGUUCACAAGUAGUGGAAACCCUUAUGUCACCGGAACUAAAAACCAGAGCGACGGCGGAAAAUAUGGAUAGUAUUCUGCAAAUGUACCCUCUAUACAGCCUCGUUACUUCUAUUAGGUAUAUGAACCAGAUUGGACUACGUAAAAGAAGUUGUUUUCAAAUGUGCAACUACUAUGAAGUUUUUUACCCUACAUUUAAGUGCAACAUGAAAGAGUUGUGCAAGUUAGACGAGUCCUGCUGUAUUUCUGAAAACGAACAAUUCAAAUGGGGCGAGCCGGGUAUACUGCGAUAUCUAGUACUUUUAAUGAUGACCUGCGUCUUAUUCUGGGUCUUGCUCAUGGUUGUAGAAUACGGAAUCUUAAAACGGAUAUUGACACGCAAGAAAGAACCACCCGCUUUAGACCAGAGCUUACUUGACAAUGAUGUCAUCGCAGAGUCAGAGCGCGCACAUAAUGUCUACAAUUCGAACCGAGCAGACCAAGCUCUGUUUGCCGUAGACCUAACAAAGUAUUACAAAACAUAUCUUGCUGUUAAUCAAAUCUCUUUCUGUGUCAAUGACGGCGAAUGUUUCGGUCUAUUGGGUGUAAACGGUGCCGGGAAGACUAGCACUUUUAAGAUGCUUAUGGGAGAAGAAACUAUAUCAAGCGGAGAAGCAUUUGUCAGCGGACAUUCUGUUGAAAAGACAAUUUAUAAAGUGCAUGAAAAUAUCGGUUACUGCCCGCAAUUCGAUGCUCUGUUCAUGGAACUGACAGGACGCGAAACUCUGCGCGUAUUUGCGCUCAUGCGGGGCUUUCGUGUUCCCUCUGUCGCGUCUGUCCCCGAAGUAUUUGCUCGCGCCCUCGGGUUCCACAAACACCUGGAUAAAAAGGUAUAUCAAUAUUCUGGAGGCACACGGCGCAAGUUAAAUACAGCGGUGGCCUUCCUGGGAAAGACGCGGCUGAUAUUCGUAGACGAGCCUACAACUGGCGUAGACCCCGCUGCAAAAAGACACGUGUGGCGUGCAGUACGCGGAGUGCAGCGUGCUGGUAGAGGAAUAGUGUUGACGUCACACAGUAUGGAGGAGUGUGAGGCGCUGUGCUCACGACUCACAAUCAUGGUCAACGGCCGCUUCCAGUGUAUAGGCACUCCACAGCAUCUUAAAAUUAAAUUCUCUCAAGGAUUUACACUGACAAUAAAAUUAAAACUGAAAAUAGAUGAAAAUACUACUCGAGAUUCGGCCACCCGUGUAAAAGAAUACGUUAAUUCCAAUUUCAAUAAUCCAAGAUUAAUGGAGGAGUAUCAAGACAUGCUGACGUACUACCUACCUGAUCGAAGCAUACCUUGGUCACAGAUGUUCGGUAUCAUGGAGCGCGCUAAACAAGACCUUAAUAUUGAAGACUAUUCAAUCGCACAGACCACUCUCGAGCAAAUCUUCCUACAGUUUACCAAAUAUCAGGGACAAGAGCAUGAGCAUGAAGUAAAAACUGAUAAACUAUCUGAUACUACACAAAAACGCGACCAAGGGACACGAGAUAAAAAGCAUGAUCAACCUGGGCCGUCGCAAAACACAUCUAAUCGUUAA
Messenger RNA from Arctia plantaginis, 5541 nucleotides. Lineage: Eukaryota; Metazoa; Arthropoda; Insecta; Lepidoptera; Erebidae. The record is from the annotation of a GenBank genome assembly.